AUGGCCAACAGAAAGGCCGUCGGGCCGGACGACCUACCGGCUGAGCUGAUCAAGCCUUUCCUGGACGGAGAUCAAGGCGUCCUCUGCGAGUUCCACGCCACUGUCGUGGACGCNUCGAAGGUAAGAGGUCGUUCACCUCUCAGAACAUCAAGGACGAGGACGGUGAGGUCCUUCGGGACCCCGCGUUUAUUCGCCAACGGUGGGUGGUUCCACAAGCUUCUCAACACCAAGUCGCCGACCAUCGACCUGCAUGCGGCUGACAAGGUCAAGCGGUGGCCCACGUGCGUGCCACUCGACGACAUCCCAUCUCUACUUGAGGUUGAGGAAGCGGUGCGGGAAAUGGCCAACAGAAAGGCCGUCGGGCCGGACGACCUACCGGCUGAGCUGAUCAAGCUUUUCCUGGACGGAGAUCAAGGUCUCCUCCGCGAAUUCCACGCCAUUGUCGUGGACGUGUGGCAGACUGGGGACGUACCACAGCAGUGGAAGGAUGCCACCAUCAACGUGCUGUUCAAGAAGGGGGACACGAUGUAG
Ectocarpus sp. CCAP 1310/34 is the source of this 531-nucleotide messenger RNA. Lineage: Eukaryota; Phaeophyceae; Ectocarpales; Ectocarpaceae. The record is from the annotation of a GenBank genome assembly.